Tribolium madens (black flour beetle) is the source of this 6264-nucleotide messenger RNA. It is a transcript of the gene mmd, whose product is annotated as disintegrin and metalloproteinase domain-containing protein 11. The transcript is spliced from 19 exons. NCBI's taxonomy places the organism in Eukaryota, Metazoa, Arthropoda, Insecta, Coleoptera, Tenebrionidae. The record is from RefSeq and is a predicted model, not a curated record. The coding region runs from base 110 to 3964 and encodes 1284 amino acids. Gene Ontology annotation, biological process: membrane protein ectodomain proteolysis. Gene Ontology annotation, molecular function: metalloendopeptidase activity.
CAGUGGUACACAUCAGGCAGGGUGCGCGUCGUGCCUAAUGCAGUGUCCGAUCGCUCGCCUCUAAAACUAUCCGACUAUGGCUGUGAAUCAUGCGUUUAACACGUAAAUCAUGUUGUGGAUAUACUGUGGACUGGUUUUUCUGGCCUCGGCCCUGUUCGAAGCCGCUUUGGCAGUCUCAGUCACGUCUAAAAGAGAAGCCGAUUAUACCUUGGAUGAAUCAUUUUGGAUCGAAGAAAGCCCGGCCGGGGAGGUGGAGCGGCUCCUUAGGGAGUACACGCAGAACCAGGAGAUGGUCAGAAACAUCGGCUCUCAUUACUACCAGAUCAUUUAUCCCGUACAGUUACGCCAGCACAAGAAGAUGGGGAUCUCCACUAGGGAGAUAGGGUCGUCUAAGGUACGCAAAGAGCGGAGUACGAGAGGCCAGGUCGAUGGAGGAUACCAAGGCAGGGGUCGGCCGGCUAAAACCGGCAAACACUUCCAUCGUACCUCGCUUCUCAUCAAAGCCUUCAACCACAAGUUUCGCCUGGAUCUUGAACUUAACACACAACUCAUCGCACCGAACAUCAUGCAGAAACAUUUUCUAGCCAAUGGAGCCGAACAGGUUUCGAAGCAGGAUAUCGAACAUUGCUACUACCAUGGGACCGUCCAGGACUAUCCCGGAGCCACGGCCGCCUUCCACACGUGCAACGGCGUCAGCGGUGUCAUCCACGUGGGCAACGAGACGUUUGUCAUCCACCCGUUCUACGGAGGCGACCUCUCGGUCAGUACUGCAUCGCAAAAACAGAAACAUCCACACGUGAUAUUUGAAGCUCGAACAAACGCCAACAAAGGUUGUGCCAAUUCGGGCAACAUGGAAUGGCGUUUGAAUACUCACGCGGGUUUCCUUCCGACAUCAUCGAACAUGCGAAUAAAACGUGACGUCCGCGAGGCGACCAAAUACAUAGAAACGGCGAUUGUUAUUGAUAAAGCAAUGUUCGAGAAAAGAAACGGUAGCACACGAACAGACGUCGUUCACGAUUCGAUCCAGGUAGCUAACAUAGCCGAUCUGUACUUCCGGACGUUGAACACCAGAGUCUCGGUGGUGUAUAUCGAGACGUGGCAGGGCGGCAACCAGGCCCAAAUCAACCGAAACGAAGACAUCGGCAGGGCUCUAACCAACUUCAACGACUACACCUCGAGGAAGUUGUUCAAGAUUGACAAAGACACGACGCAGCUGCUCACCGGAGAGGUGUUUGUAGGCGGCGAGGCCGGAAUGGCGGUCCCAGCCACGGUGUGUACCCCUAAAGCCGUGGGAAUUAGCGUAGAUAUAAAUACAUACGAACCGCAUUUGCUGGCCGGGACUAUGGCACACAUGAUCGGCCACAACAUAGGCAUGGGACAUGACGACGGACGCAAAGAAUGUUAUUGUAGAGAUUGGCAUGGAUGUAUCAUGUCCCAGGCGAUAGUGGGACUGGACAACAUCCAACCCUAUAAAUUCUCUGAAUGUAGUCGUUCUGAUUAUAUCGACAGACUGAGGACCGGAAAUGGGAUAUGUCUACUGAACAAACCCAACGAACUAGAGGUGCGGAGGACAUGCGGGAAUCGCAUCGUGGAAGAUGGGGAAGACUGUGAUUGCGGAACCAUCGACGAAUGCCCGAGUGUUGACCCUUGCUGUGAUCCAAUUACUUGCAAAUUGACGACGGAAGCGCAAUGCGCCUCGGGACCGUGCUGUGACAACUGCAUGUUGAGGCAAAGAGGUGUUGUCUGUCGAGAGCCUUCCAACGAAUGUGAUUUGCCAGAGUACUGCUCAGGAGACAGCGGAGAGUGUCCGGUGGAUGUGUUCAAAAAGAACGGACAUCCGUGCGGAUACCAGGGUUAUUGCUUUAACGGAGUGUGUCCCACUUUGGCUCUUCAGUGUCAAAGUAUAUGGGGAUAUGGUGGAACGGCAGCCGACGAUCAAUGUUUUGAAAAGUUCAAUUCCAAAGGUUCGAUCAACGGGCAUUGCGGAAGUGUGGGAAGCAAUACGUUCGUGAAAUGUGCACCGGAAAAUGUAAAAUGUGGGACCUUGCAUUGCCAGAAGGGUAAAAGACAGCCUUUAAUAGGAUCGGGUGCGGACCAACCGCCAUUCUCGAGGACAUUCAUCACGAUUCAGGGAACGGAGUACGAAUGCAAAUCCAUUUACAGAUCCUCCUCCGGUGGUAGCGACGAUGGCGAAUCCCACCGCACUGUCGGUUUAGUUUUGGACGGUACACCCUGCGGAGAAAACCUCAUUUGCCUUAAUCAAACUUGCUCGAGCAUUUUUCCAUACAUCGACCAAACAAAGUGUCCUACUAACAACAAUAACCUCGAGUGUUCCGGUCAUGGGUUUUGCACAAAUUUGAACAAAUGUUACUGCGAACUGGGGUGGGGCGGCCCCGACUGUUCCCUCCAAGUUGAGGUAGCUUUAGCACCAAUCUCAACGCGUGCACCCGAUACCACGGCGAUUGACCUAACGAAGAGCAUGCAAAAGAAAGAAACCCCCUACGCGGACUAUCACGGGUCCAACACGAUAUUUCUCGUGGGUACACUCAUGUCGGUGGUAGGGGGUGUGUUCAUUCUGUUUGCAACUAUGGCCCUUUGCUACAGGUCAGUCGUAGUACACAAAAACUUCUCGCUCUGUCUCAGGAAGACGACCGUUCGCAAAUAUGAAAAACCGUACAAAAAGCCUAUUCCGAAAAACUACAUCCAUACUGCUGGAAACCACUCGCAAGAGGACAGUUUAGAUAACGCUAACAAGAUCUUGACCUUAGGCGGAGGGGUCGCAACUUUCGGCCGGGCCGAUUCACAAAGGGUGUUGUUUCGCUCGUCGAACCACAUGGGUGCCGGAGGACCGUCCCAAUUCCAGGAGCAUAAAAUGCAGCAGCUUAAAAGAAUGGGUGUUGGUGCUACUAGUGAGGAUGAUCAAGGACACUCCGAAGAAGAAUCAGUGUCUUUCAUCGAUUUGCAACACAACAACUUAAAGCUCCCUGAAAAGAAAGGUAUCUUGAAAAAACACGAUUACUGUUUAUCGAUGGGAGAUGGUGCCCAAUCUGAAGAACUGAUGAGUCAAGCUGAAGCUAGUAUGACUCAACUAAUGUCAGGUUCGGGAGCAUCUGAAGUUGAACGUACCUUAAAAACCUUAAACGGUUAUCAUGAAGAUAUUAUUAAAGCUUUAAGGAAUGCUGCUUCGCAUCGAGGCACAUCCACACCUUCCGGAAGCAGUAGUGCCCUUAGUGAAGAACUUUUACGAAGAAGUUUACAGCAAUGUGCCGAAAGUUACUCGGAAUAUAAGAGAUGUGGUAGCCAGGAGAAGGUAUGUGAGCCACAGGUUGUCGUGGAAGCCGAAGAAGAAGACGAAGAUGAGGUACCGCCAUGUGGUCCUAUUAGAAUUCGUAAUUUAGAAGACUUGAUCCGUCAACUCGAACACCAUUCGAGGCAUAUGAGUCCUAGCGGUUCGGAGGACAUCCGAAUGUCGGAAACGGAAGCCGAUCGGCAUUACCGCCAGGAGUCCUCCUCUGCUUGCAGCGAAAGCAGUCACCAAUCCCACCGCGAAAGCAGGUUUGUGUACGGGCGGUACCGGCAGCCUUCCGGACGACUCCCGUACCCCCACCCGCAUUCCCACCACCAGGCAGAGGAGGAGAGUAUCUACGAGAGUGCGGAUCACGACAGAGGGGCUCCUUGCGGAGACACCCCCGACAGCGAAAGUGAUGAAUUUAUUCAAGCUCAGCAACAGAUGGCCCGAUGGGCGAGUGAGGACGCCAUGGGACAGGCGAGUGCGAGCGUCAGCGGCGUCGGCGGCGGCGCCGUGCCUCGAGAAUACUUCCCUUCACCGAGCAGCUCGACGAGCGAGGAGCCGCCGAGCAUCGCCCGAGCGCCUGUCCCCGCCCCAGGGCCCCCUGGCGCGCCGCCCCACCCGGAACACGCCACCAUCCACAGACCCAAGCGAUACCCCGAGUAUAAACACUGAUAGUGACUGAAAUUACAGGGUAGACUCUCAGCGACAAGCGCCCAGUGACACGACCUGUACAUAAUUAUUGCGUGUGAUGAUGGUGACUAAUCAACGUACGUAGGAAAUAUUCUAAAUCAACGUGUCCAGAGGAGUUCUGCACGAUCCGAAAAGAUUAACUACUCCGACAAAACCAGAGAGAAAUAGAAUGGCAGUCUUGCUACGUUAUAUCAUUCGAGCAUUUCUCCGUCUAUACAUUGAUACGUGUUAUACCUCUACCUGUCUACUUCUGCUGCUUCUUGUUUUGAAUUACACGAAUUGAACGAAUCUGGAGCCUGGCCCGAAAAUUCGAAUUUAAAAAUUGACUCGAAAUCAGUAUUAGCCAUUGUAUUUCUUUCUCCGCAUAUUCGAAAUCUCUUUUUACCCCCGUGCAGGGCCUUCCUCGGCCGACUUUGUGUUUACGAUACGUCGUCAUCGCCAGCUAGUUCACCGCGACGCACCGUAACAACCUUAAAAAAGACUGAAACGUCCUAGAAGACGACGACCUCGCCCCGCAUAAAAAAUCGCUGGAGUGACACGAACAGUUCUCCCCGUGUUAAGUGUUGUGCAGCCGCAUUUUCGGGCUGACUUUUAUAGUUGUUGACAAUUUGUUUACAGAGAGACACGUGCAUUUUAAUUAAUUAAAACAUUGAUUAAGAAAAUGCAUGCAUAAUUCUAAAUCCGUGGUGUGUAUAAUGUUGGAAGAUUCCCGAUUUUGCCUUAGUUGUUGGCGCCCUUGCUUCCCUAGCCUAGAACGCUCGAGAGGUGAAGUCCGCCCAAAAAACCUUACAAUUAAAGAAAUUAAUAAAAUACAACACGAAAUCGUACCACAAGGCGAUUUUUUUUAUUGUAGUUUGUAAGUUAGUCUCCAGUUUCUCUUUAGUGAUACUUCACGGAGGCGAAGGCCUAAAUCAUCGUACUAAAUGCAGAGUGUUAUGUUGAAGACAGGUYGAUUCGUGUAAACCUAGCUUCACGCGUACGUUACCUACGACACCAACAUUAUUUUACAUUACGCUAAGUUGCAUCAAUUGAACUGUCUCAGAUUUUUGUUGAGAAAAUUGUUGAAUAUUUUUUACGCUCUCCAUCCAUUUCGGUGAAUGAUGUACAGUACCUUUCAAAAAAUACAGUCGUGAGUGGGUACGUAUGUGUAGUGUUGUUCCUGAACGAAUUGAGUUAGUUGUUAGAUGAUAAUAUUAUUCAAUUCGUUUUGAGAGGACGUUGACUCUUAAGGCUGCGACCCGUAGCAAGGCUGACAUAUCUWAACAACAGGUGGCGCUACRGAUCGCCCGCUUUAAGAGUCGUGAUCUCACCACGACUAAAACAAUUCUAAAUGCUCAGUAGAAGAAGUCUGCAGAAUUUAAAAUGACAUAUGAGAAAAAUAGUCCAGCGCAAGUAGUGUGCAAAUGUACAUAAGAAAAACRUGAGUUACUGGAACGAUAGACAUUGUUGCGAUGUUAAUUACAAAACAAAUAACAAUGGAAAAGUCCGCUCUUAUUCUGAUUUGGCGGUGCUCAUCGGGAAGCGCCGUUAGUUUUAAUUUGUUCACAUUUGAUUUCGAUUUAGUUGUAUGUGCCCCUUUACGAGUGACGAGAAAGAAUCAAACAACUCAAAUUUAUUUGCUUUUUACACGAUACUUAAGUUAUAAAUAAUUAAAUGUCAAUUAUAACGUCCAUAUUAUAAUAACCUAAGAUCCAAUGUGCAAUUCAGUUUCUGAACCAAAAUAAUAAUUGUGUAGCUUAGAAAUUGCUGUACAAUAUUCGUUUUUCAGUUAUUAAACGGUGAGGAAUAUAAUAAAAAGACGUGCCAAAAACCGAUCAUUUUACAAUAGUACCUAAUAAAACGUAAACAUCGUUAAUCAUUUUAUGACUAAAAUGUGCACAGAUUGUUUUAUUUUUAACACAAAGAAUGGCACAAAUUUACCACACACCAGCUGCAAUUUAAACAAACCAAAAAGGUAACAAAUAUUUAGUACCUACAUUAUAAAGGAUACCCGAUGGAAAAAUUGCUCAUUGUUGUAUUAUUUGUUUAAAUCUUGUACCCUCUGUACAUAAUGUUAUGUUUAUAAUCGAAUAUCUUAUGAAACCUAUACUGUAUUUAAUAAAAAUUUAUGUAUGUUGAAGUUUAUUUGUAAGGGGGUAGAAGAUUUCAGGGUAAUAUAUAAGAGAAAUUUUCACAUGUAUGCGGAAUCACUUGCAAAGUUUUCUAAGGAAAAACAGAUGGAUGUAAAUAUAGUGUUACGACGAUUUAAUCACACUGCCUAUAAAAAUAAAUUAAUUAUUACC